AUGCAACCAUCAUGUAUCAUAGAAAUUCAACCAGCUACCCCAGUAACUAAAAAUCACUCAAAAAAUUUUCAUAAAACAGAUCCUAUUAUAGAUUAUUCACAAAAUUCUAUAAUCAAUAAUAAUCAAUCUAAUAAUAAUAAUAAUAAUGAUAAUUUAUCGAUUGAAUCAAUUCAUAAUUAUUUAGAAAUUAAACCAUCUAAUUCAUCAAUUAAUCAAUCAAUCAAAUCAUCAAAUAUAAGAAAAUAUAGUAAAAAUAUUCAUUCAAAUAUUAUAUUAACUAAAUCCAAUACACAUAUACCAUCAUGGAGAACACAUAAAUAUGUGAUUGCAUUUAGAGCAAUAAUUGUACGUAUUGGAUUUAUAUGUUUUACAUGUACAGCUAUUGUAAGUGUUGUAAAAGAGAAACAAGAUGGAAGAUUUUGGUUUUUAGCAUUAACUAUUAUACCAUUAUUAAUUGAUUUAAUUGUAGCAAUUAAUGCAUAUGUUUCUGGUAGAUCUGUAACACCAACAAUAUCUAAAUGGUUUUCCCUGUGUAAUUUCACUUAUCUCAUUUGUGCUUGUCCACCUAUAUGGAUUAUUGAAUUACAUCAUAUGGAUCAAGUGAAUAAUGCAUCUGCUCUAUUUGAGCUAAUGACAACCAAAAAUCAUACUCCAAUUAUUACAGUUCCAGCAUGGAUAAAUAAAGCACCAUCAGUAAUAUCACGUGAAAAUGAAAGUAUGAUGAUUAUGGGUACAGAAAUUGAAGAAUUCAUGAAUUCAGCUUAUUUGACAACAAAAGAGCCUCAGAGAACAAAAAGAAUGACUCGUAAUACAUUUAUUCAUGAGGUCCUAUCAAAUGAAACUAUUGGUUUACAAGUUUCAAUGGAUGUAUUACAAUCAUUACAAUUACAUAAUUUUUCAUUAAAAGAACGGAUACGUAUUUUGGAACAAUUAUUAUUACUAUCUGUAAUUGUUGGACGUUGGUUAAUGCCUAGAGAAGGAUUAACACGUGAUCAACUAUCUCAAUUAUUAUUAAUUAACAUUGGUACAGCAGCAGAUAUAUUGGAAUUAUUUGAAGCAUUUAAUGAACAAGAAGUUCGUAGAAAUGAUUUUCUACGCACUGUAAUUUUAUCAUUAUGGCAAGCUAGUUUAUUACAAUUUUGUUUCAAUAAAACAGCACUUAAAACACAAAAGAAUUACAAUAAUAGAAAUUUAUUAUUGUCUAAAUCAAAUGAAUUAUCUUCAUUUCAAAGUUCAAUGGAUGAAAAAUCAUUAAGUGAUGGUGAAAGUCGAUUUACUGCUAACAAUAGUAAUAAUAAUACCAAUAGUAAUGAUAGUGAUAACGUUGCAUCAAAUUUAAAAAAUAAAUCUCUAAGAAGGAAUACAUUAGCUUAUUUAAAACAAUGGUAUUUAACGCGUAAAAAUCAAAAACGAGAACCAGAAAAUCCAGAUCAUGACAAUUGCAUUAUUACCAAUGUUGAAUGUGGUUCCACAUUAAAAAUCCCCGAAUCAGACGUACAGCGACAACAACAACAACAGUCAGCUCAAUUACUUGUUCCACCUUUAACAUUAUCAUCAUCACCAUCAUCAUCAAAAAUUGAUGGUAUACCAAAAUCAGUAUCACAAAAUGAUUUUAUAGAUAAUUCUAACAAUGUCAAUUGUCCAUUAAUUGGUGGUUGUCUUUUAUUAUGUCGUGAACGACCAUGUUUAUGUUGUGAAACUGAAUUAUGGGCUAUUGGUAUAUCAUUAAUGUUACAAGAUUUACCAUUUCUUAUAUUAAGAAUAACUUUAAUAGUAUAUUAUAAUGUAAAAAGUUAUUCAAAUGUAUUUUUCACUUGUAAAAAUACUUUAUUAAUUUUAUUACAAGUAUUUCGUUCAAUUGUUAUAUUAUCUGAAGCUGGUAAAUUUAAUCCAUUUUAAUUAUUUCAAUGUUAUUUGUAUAAAUCAAUAUACAAUUAUAGUUUAUUGAAUAAUUUCAUUAAAUUUUUUUUUGUUUAAAUCAGUAAAAAAUAAACAAUUGAACAAGGUCAUGUGUAAUCAUUGAAUAAUUUGAAAAAUGAAUCAUUUUUUGACUUUUUUAAAAAAAAAAAAGAAAAAGAAAAACAUUAGAGAUAGAAUAUUGACACAAUUAAUGUCAUUGCUGAAAAAAACACGGAUGGAUUUUUUGUAACAUUAUUGUGUAAUUGAUUCAAUAUUUUAAAUAAAGAGUUGUGAUUUACGC
Messenger RNA from Schistosoma haematobium, 2200 nucleotides. RefSeq lists its product as uncharacterized. The transcript has 6 exons. The coding region runs from base 1 to 1899 and encodes 632 amino acids. Lineage: Eukaryota; Metazoa; Platyhelminthes; Trematoda; Strigeidida; Schistosomatidae. The record is from RefSeq and is a predicted model, not a curated record.